Messenger RNA from Gadus chalcogrammus (walleye pollock), 935 nucleotides. It is a transcript of the gene paxx, whose product is annotated as PAXX non-homologous end joining factor. Gene Ontology annotation, biological process: double-strand break repair via nonhomologous end joining. Gene Ontology annotation, molecular function: molecular adaptor activity. Bases 67 to 669 code for a protein of 200 amino acids. The record is from RefSeq and is a predicted model, not a curated record. The transcript is spliced from 7 exons. NCBI's taxonomy places the organism in Eukaryota, Metazoa, Chordata, Actinopteri, Gadiformes, Gadidae. Gene Ontology annotation, cellular component: nonhomologous end joining complex; site of double-strand break; nucleus.
UUAUCCCUACGUCACUUCCUGCUCCGACGCUGGGACUUCAUUCAGGUCGUUGACAAUAAAGAUAAUAUGGAAGGAAACCAAUUGUCAUACUACAUGGUGCUUGAAGACACUACCAAAGAUAAAUUCCUGUGCUAUAUAAAAAAACAAAACGAAACGCAUAAUAUAUAUGUAACAGAUGCCACGGAUGUAUGGAGCAUCGAUGUAUCUGAAGACUUAUUAAGCCAGUUUAGGGAGAAGGUUUUACUGAAGUCCACAGAAGAUUACUUGAGGAAAAUCAGGUCUGCUCUGGGUACAGGCUGCUCCGCGGUGCUGUUGCAGCCCAGCGGAGGAGCAGUGUUGCGGGUGGACUCCAGCCCAACAGACCUCAGCCUCCUGCUGGCCCGUCUGGACCGCCUGCCGGCGCGGGCAGAGGUCAAGGAGCUGCUGUUUGGGAUGGCCGCCCACCUCUCCCAGUCUAGCAGACAACAAGCUGCGGCCCAGUCGGUUAGUCCUGGGAAGACCCACUACAAGAGGCAUAAUAAUACAGAGUUCGGGCCGCGGGUGCAGAGGAAGGCGGGACCAACGGUGCCCCUGUCAAAGCGUGUGGCGGGGGACUCCCUGAUCAACCCGGGAACCAAGAAGAAGUGCCAAACAACAGGUGUGGCCUUUGAUGAUACCGAAGAAGAUUGAAUUUAAUGUUUUUAAGAAUAUGUAUCUGAAGAGAACAAGGAGUUUGUUAUUCUGCUCAACACGUACAUAUAUUAUGUACAGUUUGAACGUGGCUUUUAACCCACUGAUGCCUGAUACAGCUUUUAACCUUACUGCCUACAUCAUGAAAUCUUUUUUAAUGUAACCAAUAUUCAUCGCUUCAAUCAGGGAAUAGCUUUGAAAUGGUUUAUUUUAUGAAAUAAAUGUAAUAAAUGCUAUUUUUUAACUUAAUCCAAUGUGUUCAGCAU